Messenger RNA from Orbicella faveolata, 2766 nucleotides. Its product is annotated as beta-3 adrenergic receptor-like. The record is from RefSeq and is a predicted model, not a curated record. NCBI's taxonomy places the organism in Eukaryota, Metazoa, Cnidaria, Anthozoa, Scleractinia, Merulinidae.
CUUUCGCACUCGACUCGCACGUGAUCAGGUCGUGCGCAUUGAAACCGAGGCAUUUUUGUGUGUUAGCCGGCGUCAAGUUAACAAAUUCAUGCGUCUGUCCUGUUAUUGAUCACGAAUUUCGUCAUAACAUUGUCAAAAUAGCUCUGGAUUUGACGAAAUUCGUGUUUAAUAACCGGACAGACACAUGGAAAGCUGACAUCAAUUUGUUUUUUUACAACAAAAAGGCAGAAAGGACAAAAUUAAGUGAAAACGCGAGAAAUUCAGGUGUCUGUUCGCUUAGUGACAAUGAAUUUGCCAUUGAGCGCGCGAAAAUUUCUGCAAUUAUUGUAAAACAAAUUUUUUCGCAGUUUGUUUUACUGUUUAUUUAGGGGUAUAAGAAAACACUUAGGGUUAGGGUUAGGUGAAACAGGGAGUUUUGUUUCCCCUUAAUCAUCAAUGAGGGUCUCAGGGAAACAAAACUGACUCAUUGUUUCCCUUAGGGCCAGUCAUUAAAUGCUUAUUUUUUGACUCAAAUACGUUUUCCGAUUGGAGAAGAACGUGUCACGUGUCGUGGGUCAAAACCCACUAACUCCCUAGGGCGAACAAAACUCACUUACUCCCUAAGAAAACAACAUCUUGAACUUUCGACUCGCACGUGAUCUGGUCGUGCUCCUUGAAAACUGCGGCAAAUUUGUGAGCCAGCCCGCUUCAAGCAAACGAUUUCUUCGAUUUUUGUUCAGUUUGACUCUUUGAUCCUCAAACCGUUGACACGCUAUAAAUCUGUAAUGUUUCGUUCUGUGCGCUAAAUCCUCGUUUUUUAGAACCAGGUGAAAAUCAGCACUAAACCGAGGGUGAACAGGACAAUAAAUUAGCACAUCAGAAUCUAACUUUCAACCCGAACUAAACCGGACGAAUGACCGUACCCCUGAUUGGUUCAAAAAUCGAGAUUCCAUUGUUAUGUGGUUUAAAGAUUGGUUCUGUAUAUGAGUGCAUAGUUUCAGAGAUUUCAUCACCGAAUCGUGCAAUAAGUCUGACAUGGCUAACCUUUUACUUUUUGCGAGUCGUCAAUCAUUUCACUUUCAAAACAAAAUUCUUCGCCAUAAUUUUUUUUGUCUCGCGAGUGUGACAAAUCACGGCUUUCAAAUACCGAACAAUGCUUCAUUAGGUGAAAGAAAAUUUCAUUGUGUCGGCGUGUACAGUUUUCCAGCUUUUACUCACGUGCAAGGAAUUUUCAAAGAGCACGUGCAGAAGAACGUGCUAUGGAGGCAAAAUUAGCUCAGAGAAAAUCAUUAUUUCUAAAUUUCCGUAGGAUUUCUAAAUUCCCGUAGUAUUUAAUGAAAUCUCGCUUAUACUGCUUUUUUUCCCCUCUGCUGAGGCAAUUUCUGGAGAAUUCUGCUGUAAUAACCCAAAUAUACUUCACGGUCCGGAUAUAAGUUUUCUAUUAUCUGUCGGCAUUCGCGUCCUUUAUAAAUUACUUUUAGAACUGUCGGUGUUCGUAGCAGAUUAAACUUAAGACUUACUGCUAGAGCAUCGAAUAAUUUGGUAUCUCGAGUGCGGCGAUUUUUUUUUCCUUUUCUUCGACGGUUAUGUAACAUACUGAACAAUAGUGUUUAGAAUAUGCGGCGUUGUUCAUCAUUGCUUUCAAAGCGUCGUGGAGUGCAAAGUGCUGAAAGUGCCGAUCUUCGAGACUAGAACAAACAUCUUGACAUCGCUUGCUACUGGUUUAACUGCACCUCAGUGGAAAUGUCUGGAACUCUCACCAACCACUCAAGCUCCGAACAUCCUGCCAAAGACGACUUUCACUUGGUUACUUCAACAUGGCCUGCAAGCGCUGUAAUUAUAACAGCCGUACUCCUGAUCAUCGUCGACGUAGCAACAAUUAUAGGAAACGCUUUUGUGAUCGGGGCACUGGCAAAGAUUAAUGCACUGAAAAUUAUGGCCAACAACCAAGCUGUCAUUUCAUUAGCCGUGGCAGAUCUCUUGGUGGGCUUGCUGGUUAUGCCAUGCGCCAUUGACAGUGUUGUAGCAGGAAAAUGGCGGUGUGGACAUCUUUGGGGAAAGGUGAACGCUUUUGGAAACUUUUCCUUCUGUAUUUCGUCCAUAACGCAUCUAGCUUUAUUAUCCGUUGACCGCUACAUCGCAAUAUCUUGUCCGCUAUAUAUGAUAGUUACCAAGAAAAGAGUUCGAGCAAUUUGCCUAAUUUUGUGGAUAUACUCCACUGCAUGGGCCCUGCCGCCGUUGUUUGGCGUCACUUCGUACAAGUGCUUUAUUCCUUACCUCGGAAAAUGUCUCGAGGAAGACUGGCUGUGCUGCGAAGGCGCCGUGUUGUUCACUGCCUCAGUUGUGUCCGGCACAUACGGAGUGGCAGUUUUAGUGAUGUUCUUCGCCUACGCCAGGAUUUACGUCGAGAUUUCUAAACAGGCCAAAAGAUUGUCUUUCAUAGUGAAACAACUGAGAGCGAAUAGCAACUCAGGAGUGAUUAUAAGAACACACGCUUCAGCUAAAAAGGGAGCUCUAACAGCACUCAUUGUUAUUGGGUCGUACUUUGCUUGCUGGUCGCCAUUUUGUCUUCUUUUGUUUGCGCAAAUGGCCCAUGGCAAAACCACAGGUGGACCAACUGCAGAUAUAAUAACCAUGUUCAUUGGCCUCGCCAACAGUGCCAGUAAUCCAAUCAUAUACAGCAUUAGAUACAGGGUGUUUCGAGAAACUGUAAAACGAAUGUUUGUCAGGAAAAGAUAUCGUAUCCAGAGUUCCUUCAGCAAGUAAAAAGAUGACAUUGGUGUAAAU